CUGGGGCGGGGAAUCCCGUAAUGGCGGACGCGAGCCGGCUGUCCACGGCUGGGGGCGUAGCGCACUAAGGGGGGUCCAGCAGUGUGGCAGCCGGCGCGGCGGCCCGCGGGAACAGACCAGGGCAAAGAAGGCCGGCUAGCGGGCCCUUUUGUCGCUGAGGGCGACUGCGCGAGACCAGGUUGUUUUUCAUCAUUUAGAACAUUGCCUGAAGCAGGUCCACCAUGCCGCUAGUAACGAGGAACAUCGAGCCAAGGCACCUGUGCCGUCAGACGUUGCCUAGCGUUAGAAGCGAGGAGCUGGAAUGCGUGACCAACAUCAGCCUGGCAAAUGUCAUCCGACAGCUGGGCAGCCUGAGUAAAUAUGCAGAGGAUAUUUUUGGAGAGCUCUUUACUCAGGCAAAUACCUUCGCCUCUCGGGUAAGCUCCCUUGCUGAGAGGGUUGACCGCCUACAAGUUAAAGUCACUCAGCUGGAUCCCAAGGAAGAAGAAGUGUCGCUGCAGGGAAUCAAUACCCGGAAGGCCUUCCGAAGCUCUACCACGCAAGACCAGAAGCUUUUUGACAGAAACUCUCUCCCAGUGCCUGUCUUGGAAACGUACAACACCUGCGAUGCCCCUCCACCUCUCAACAACCUUACCCCUUACAGGGACGAUGGGAAAGAGGCACUCAAAUUCUACACAGACCCUUCGUACUUCUUUGAUCUUUGGAAGGAGAAGAUGCUGCAGGACACCAAGGAUAUCAUGAAAGAGAAGAGAAAGCAUAGGAAAGAAAAGAAGGAUAAUCCAAAUAGAGGGAACGUAAACCCACGUAAAAUCAAGACACGUAAGGAAGAGUGGGAGAAAAUGAAGAUGGGACAAGAAUUUGUGGAAUCCAAAGAAAAGCUGGGGCCUUCGGGGUACCCACCCACCUUGGUGUACCAGAAUGGCAGCAUCGGCUCUGUUGAAAAUAUGGAUGCAAGCAACUACCCACCACCACCACUGUCAGACUCCACCUCUCCACCUUCUUCCUUCUCAGAGGACAGCUUGCCUCCGCCUCCCGUGGAAUUCAGCUACCCAGCAGACAACCAAAGGGGUUCUGGCUUAGCUGGACCCAAAAGAUCCAGUUUGGUCAGCCCAAGCCAUCCACCACCAGCUCCUCCUCUGGGCACUCCACCAGGCCCCAAGCCUGGCUUUGCUCCACCCUCUGCCCCUCCACCUCCACCUCCAAUGAUAAAUGUCCCACCCCCACCGCCACUUGGAGAAUUUGUAUCCCCAGUGACCCCACCACCACCUUCACCACCCUCUUUCCCACCUCACCCUGAUUUUGCUGCCCCUCCACCUCCUCCCCCGCCACCGGCAGCUGACUACCCAACCCUCUCACCACUUCCCUCAUCCCAACCAACAGGAGGGGCUCCUCCUCCUCCCCCUCCGCCCCCUCCUCCUGGGCCACCUCCUCACCUUUACUAUGAUCCAGAUGGCCAGCCUGCUGCACCACCACCACCACUUUCUGAUACACCCAAGUCCAAGUCCUCCUUGCCUCCUGUGAGUGAUGCCCGCAGCGACUUGCUUUCAGCCAUCCGUCAAGGAUUUCAGCUGCGCAAGGUUGAGGAACAGCAGGAGCAAGAGAAGCGGGAUGUUGUGGGCAAUGACGUGGCCACCAUCUUGUCCCGUCGUAUUGCUGUUGAGUACAGUGACUCAGAAGACGACUCCUCCGAGUUUGAUGAGGACGACUGGUCGGAUUAAGUCGUUCUGCCUGCUCCCACCUCUUUUCUUCCUACCUGCCUUCCUCGAUGCCUGCCCCAGCAGUCCCCUGGGGGGAAAGGGGAGGAAAAAAGAGAAUAUCAAGAGGCCAAAGCCGUCCCUGAAGCUACCAAAGAUAUAUCCAAGCGCUUCCUCCAAAUCAGCAUGUAUCUCCCACCUCCCAUGGUCAGGCCCCACGGGGCGCCUGAGGUGUUCCCUCUUCCCUUCAAGUGACUGUUGCAUAUUGGAGAGAAGGGAAAACCCCAAAGCUGAUCCUUUUGAGUAGGUUUGAAGUGGAGUUGGUGCCUUUCCCUAGGAGCCAUUUUCAACUGUGGUCUCCUCCCAAAAUCCUUGCCCUCAGCCACUUCGAAUAAUGCCAGCUACCUUCUGACCCUAAAGCCUGCAUGGACACAGCUGGCCCCUUUCCCGUGCACUGAGAGGUCAGCGCGGGCUGCAUGCCCCAACAGCCAGACUGCCGCACCCUUCUGCCCCGGUCAGCAGGGUGAGGCUGCCUUUUGCUAGGCUGUUUGUGUAUCUGGAUCCCCUUUAUUCCAGGAGCCAUCGUGCCCCUAAAGAAAGUCUCAGCCCCUCUGCCCAGAAAUGACGCCUUUCUGAAGACUGAGGUGGCUGCCUCCCUCCCAGGCUGCCUCUCCUGAGUAUGGUGUUUGGGUGUCCUUUACAUGCCCUUUUCUCACCCUCAGAUGCCUCUGGACACUGUAGCCCAGUUAUGACCUCUUAAUACGUAUGACCAAACUGGCCCUGACACACAGGGAUCUGGGCCUCUGCUGGAUGUCAGGAGCCGAGCUUAAGACUUGGGACUGCAGGACGGGGAAGAUGGGGGGACUACUCGGUCCUGCCUUUUUAAUGAUGCUAACGUCUAGAGAUGGGAACUGACUUGCUCAAGGUCACACAGUUGGAUCGUGACAGGGCUAGAGCCCAGGGUUUCUGAUUCCAAGUCACCUGUGCUUUCUGGGACCAAAUAGUGGACACCUGCUGGAGCCUGGGCAGAGCAGCCUUGACUCUGUGCUGCUCCAGACCUCACCGUAGGUGAGGGUCCCAGCAGGAGGGCCCAGGGCCUGUGCCAGGCUCGUCAGUGCUGCUCAGACCCUUCUGUGUAGCCUCAGAAAUCUUUGCUUCCUCUUUGCGACCACUAGCCACCCACAUGGCCUUGGGAGCUGCCCCUCUGGGGAACUAGAGGUAGUGAGAGAAGGAAGGGGGUGGGCAGCUUUGACAGGUGCUGUUUUCAAUUCCUCUGCAACUCCUCCCCCUUUUAUUUCCCCAAUUUAAGCGUAGGUUCUGCCAACUGUAGAAACCUCAGUCUCUCGAGCUGGCAGCCACCGCAGGUAGCUGCCUGGGGGGCCUGGCAGCCGUGAGGAGGGCUGAAAAGCAGAGGGGCUCUGGGUCUUGUUUCCAGCUCCCCUCCUCACUACACACGGGGAUGUUCCCUCCCUCCCUCCCUCCCCUUUUUUCCCAGAGCUAAUACACAGGUGCUAUUAUUCAGAAAAAACUGGUCAGCUUUGGCCGGCAGUGAGGCUUCUUCUCUUCUGCCCUAACUAUUGUGCCUUCUCUUCUGCUGAAACCGGCUUCUCCUGGCUUCUCCUGCUUUCAGAGCCCUGAAACAAAGAGAAACAGGAUCUGCCUCUACCCGGCACAGCAAAUGGUUGUAGUAAUUGCCAAAGCCUUCAUAAACCCCUCCGGCUCGAGGAGAGUGUGUAAUCAUGGGUACUGCCGCUGUGCCCUGGCUGAAUGCUCCCCCUCUGCCUUUUUCCCUUGAACUAGGGCCGAGACUGAGCUUGUAGGGCCAGCGUGCCCUCCUGUUGGGACUGCUCUGGAGUGUGCCCUCCUCCCUCUCCCCAGGUCAGGUGUCCCUGGCACGGGGCCAGCACCUGGCUCUGGUGCUGAGCAUGCUGGGCUGUGUGUGCCCCUCCCUCUCUUCCCACCUUGCACUUCGGAAGCUGAAGGCACAUUUUUCAGAACCCUAAAAUGGCCGUUGAAGGUGCCCCUGGCUGCAGCCCAGGAGGGGUUGGAGAGACAGGCAGAGGGCAGUGGUUCUCCCAAAUAGGAGUCCUGGGGCCUGGCCAGGCCAGGGUUUGGGCCUAAUGGCUUUGACUAAAUCACCCCCACCCCCCUCCUUUCCGGAAAAAGGGGGAGCCAGUGCCAUUCUGACCUUGAAGGGGGUGGUGUUAGCCUGGCUUCUGGAAUGGACAGUCCAGGAUGGAAAGGUCUGGGGGCGGGGUGGGGGGGGGCACUGCUUGCAGAAGGUAGGAUUAGAUCAUUAGCUCAGUGACCUCCUAGGGUUUCGAUGUGCUGUGUUCUCAUCCUACAGCUGGUUUGGUAAUGAUCUGCAAGUCCCGGAGAGCAACAGCACAGCUCUGCCUGACGCUCUCAUUAAAAUCUAUGCAGCCAAGCCUGGAGCUUUGUAGCAGCCGGCCUUGGGAAGCCUCCUCAGCUGGGGGGUGGGCUGGGGCCCAGUCAGCUGAGAGGCCCUCUGGGCUCUACUUACACAUAUGUGCAAAUCCCACCCCCCACCCCCCCCACCAAAUGCUUCUUUAAACCUGGAGUCCUUUAAGAUGAUAAAGGACUCUAUGCAGGUAAUCAUGUGUCUUUGGACUCUUGUAAUUGUAGAAUGCAAAGUUUAGUGAUUAUUUAUACUGGGCCCGUGAGGACUCAAGCACUGAAGCCAACGAGCCACCUCCUUUCCUGGUCUGCUCAGCCCAGGGGACCCGCCCCCAUUCCUGUGGCCCCGGGGCCCAGCUUCCAACGGACAGGCUGUGUUAGGAGUGACUGGUGGCUUUGCCCCAGUUAUGAGACGAGUACAUUCCAAAGGAGCAGCCUCUGGGAGGGGGCAGGCCCUUGAUCCCUUGGAAGCUCAGAGCAGCCACCCCAAGCUCCAGCUUGCCUCCGGAAGCUUGAGCGCCCUCAGAAACGACCCUGGCCAAUGUCACCGCAGAGCUGAGGCGGUGUUGUCAGGGCUAAUGUGAAAUCUCUUCCCGUGGCGCCGAUCCUCUGGCUCUGCAGCGCCAGCUUGGACAGAUUGAGGUCUCUGUGGCUUUGGUGACCCUGCUUAAGCAUUCCCAUCGUGUCCUGGCUCUGCUCUCAGCAUGCCUCCCACUGCAAACCCCUCACCUGACUCGAAGGCCUGGGGAUGGGACAGUGCCCCAAGGCCAGGGGCUUGUGCUCAGGAGACGAGUCAGCCUUCCUAGGGGCAUCAGGCUUUGAGCUCUACUGGGGUCCUGCUGACCUGGGGACCAGGUGUUGCCCAGAGACACACCUUGCUUCAGUGAGUGCUAGGGAACAAUGUUAUUAACUUUACUCAGUUAACUCACUUGAGAAACUAACCAGUUUUCACUUACUGUAUAGAAUGAUGUACGUGUAGGAGAGUGAGCCAUAAUGCUCCCAAAGUGCCUUCUUUUCUCUGAUAUAAGCAUAUUUGUAAGGACCUAUUCCCGUGGAUUCUUGGGUGUGUUUGCCACAUCGAGGUGUUCGGGAGCGAGCACACAUGUAGUGGGGACACAGGCUGAAAAUGGGUCCCUUUUCCCCAAGGACGGAGAAGGAGCUUCAAGUAGAGAUCUGAGCAGUGGGCUUCAGCCAAACCCCAAAGCGGCCCUUUCCCUUUGCCCUACUACUCAGGUCCUCAGAAGCAUGUCCAGUUUUUUAAAGCCCUGUGGCUCCCAGCCUGGUCUCGCUUCCGAGCCAGGCUCAUGUGCCUACCACAUUAGCUCCCCAGUGACCCGAAGAUUCCAUGUAACUGUAUACAAGCCAAUAUUUUAAAUAAUUUGAUAAAAUCUUUGUAGCCACUCAGCCA
This is a messenger RNA of Phyllostomus hastatus (greater spear-nosed bat), 5520 nucleotides long. RefSeq names its product WASP family member 2 (gene WASF2). Gene Ontology annotation, cellular component: cytoskeleton; lamellipodium; SCAR complex. Bases 222 to 1718 code for a protein of 498 amino acids. Lineage: Eukaryota; Metazoa; Chordata; Mammalia; Chiroptera; Phyllostomidae. The transcript has 9 exons. Gene Ontology annotation, biological process: positive regulation of Arp2/3 complex-mediated actin nucleation; actin cytoskeleton organization. The record is from RefSeq and is a predicted model, not a curated record. Gene Ontology annotation, molecular function: actin binding; protein kinase A regulatory subunit binding; Arp2/3 complex binding.